AUGUCGACCCUCCCGGUGCUGCCGGCAGAUAUCCACUUGCCUUCGCACCUCCAGGCCCUAUGUCUGACGUCGAAAGCGCUAUGCGACCUCGCCAGGCCUCGACUGUAUCGGAAGGUCACCAUCAACGUACUCGAUCCAUCGGAAGUCGCACGGUUCGAGAACUGCAUGGCCGAAGGUGCCCAAGCGCAUCUUGACGCUACAAGGAGCUUGACGUUGAUGGACAGCCUUCCCCCGGCAGAAGCUCCCGAGUUCCAGACCAAGCCGCAUCGACGCUUCGACCGUGAAGACAGGUUGACAUCUGCUCAAAGUAGCGCGAUAGAAGCGAUACUAGACUAUUUCCCUCCGGACUGCCUACAAUCUUUUCGGUGCGUCCUCGAUCUUCGGAAUGCUGCACAUGCCAGCCUGUCGCAUGCUCUCGUCAUAACCUCGCGGACUGUCAUGUUCCUCUCGACCCUACCGUUGCCGUCGAACAUAGCACGCGAAUUUUUCCUUAAACAAAUGGGCACAUUAACACACGUACACCUAAGACUCGAGGACCUAUUUCAAUUACAAUACCUCGACUGUGUGCGAACUGCGGACCUCUGGCUCCCCCAUCCAGAAGAAACCUGGUCGGAAUUGGAGGAAGAGAACUUUCUGGACUCCCUGGAGGACAUCGGCAAGUAUAAGGAUCUGGAGAGACUGUACCUUGGAACCAAGUUUGAUAGGUAUUCACACGAUCUUAGCCGAAGACUCGCCGAAACCUUUUCGUCUCUAGACGAAUCGUAUGGGCGCCUAGAGAAGCUUCGCCAACUUUCAAUAUCCGGAAUCCCUCUCGGCAUCGAUACAUACGGACUCAGCAAGAUUAUAUCGUUUCCUCAGCUCACACAUUUGACUCUUUGGGCAUGUUCCUGCAGCCAAAGGUUCAUCUCCAAUUUGGUACAUGAGCUUGGCGACCAGGACUUAUCGUUGAAACAUCUAGGACUGGAGCUAGUCGACGACGACGAGGUGGAAGACCCGGAUGAUGAUACUCCCUACGAAGAGGACGAUGACGCCGUCGAAGACUGUCCAUCCCUGGACACGCUCGUACUGGGCAUGGAAAACCAGGUCACGAACAGCAAAGAAUUACAGGUCAGAAAUCGCGGAAAAGAGAUGCCGCCCGCGCGUUGCUUCCGCCGAACACGCAAGAUUCGUGAUGAUGAAAGCACGCGCAGCGAAUCCCUUCCCAUAUCUUUGGCAGAGUGCCGAGCGACAAGUGACUACACAGAGGUUCUCGACUGGUACACCGGCUGUGAGUGUCUCUAUGCGAACUGCGUGUGA
Alternaria infectoria is the source of this 1296-nucleotide messenger RNA. RefSeq lists its product as uncharacterized. Lineage: Eukaryota; Fungi; Ascomycota; Dothideomycetes; Pleosporales; Pleosporaceae. The transcript is spliced from 4 exons. The record is from RefSeq and is a predicted model, not a curated record. Bases 1 to 1296 code for a protein of 431 amino acids.